GGAUAUUGGACUUCUAGACGUUUUUCAAAAGACUAGCUACUGUAUCCAUUUAGUGCUCAUGGUUGAAAACAGAAGCGUCUUUAAUCAGUCUACUGGACAUCAAAACGUUGUUAGCAACGUUGAUAGUUCAUUUUACACUAGUAGUCUAAAGGAUACUGUAUUCAGUUUCAUGGCAGAACUGAAACCAAUCAAUCAAGCGACAUGUUAUGGUUCAAAUAGCAUUCCAGCCAAGUUGGCCCGUACAUCAGAAAAGAGAAAAGGAAUCGACCUUUUCUCAGAUGAUGCAAUACCUCAAAAAUACUAUUUUUGUGAAGCUGCUAUGGCAAAUCAUUUUGCGCAAAUGAAUUUAACCCUACCAGUUAAUGCAACCAAAAUUACGCAUAAUAAUAAUAAUAUACCUCCAGUCAGUGUUUCUUCUAGUUCCCCAUUUGAUGCAAUUCAGAUCACUGCAGCUCAGGACAUUUAUCAAAACUUGUCACUUUGUACCAAUAGAAAAGCAAAUACUGAGAACGUUAGUGAAGGUGAAGAUGAAAGUGACGAGGAUGGGCACGACAACGGAUCACUUUUACGAUUUUCUGAAGAUUUAAAAGAUCAUUUAAGGUGUAGUCGGAUCAAUCCAACGGAUGCGUUUUUGAAAGGAUUGUAAGUCAAGUCAUUUGUUUUGCAGAAUUACUUCAUGUUCUGAAUUUUUUGUUUUUGUGAUCUUUUGUUCAUCAUAAAGGGAUUUUUCACUGUUCUACCUAUUUAUUCUUCGUAUGCUGCUGUGAAGUGUCGUAGCUUGAACUGUUGCAAUUCUAUACGAGACUGUAUGUCGAUUUUGCCUGUCUAUCUGCAUACUUUUAUGAUCCAUCAUAAAUUAUACUACUUACCUUCCUCUCAAAGCUUCCUUAGUACCGGUAUCGUUAUUUUAAAUUGUUUAUUGUUUGUUUUAUUUAUCUGUUUUUAUUACUGAAGAUAUGUUAAACGUAGCGACCUAAAGUAAUAUGCUGUUUUGCCUGACUCAGCUCGAUUCUUUUAUCUUAACAUAUAGUUUAAAAUGCCAUAUAUUUUUGAUUGAAAGAUCUUUUAUUAAAGACGUAAACGGAAUUCACAACAACCAGUCAAAGUAAAAAAGAUUCAUAUUGAUGCUAUUCUCUUUCUAUACUCGGUGAGGAAAAAUAUAGUGUACUACAACCAAUUUCAGGUUCACUAGUUCGAAUAAUUAUAAUAUAUUUUCUCUUUUCAUGUGCAUAAUGCAAAAUUCACAAUACUUACCAUAAACAUGUUUCUUACAUUCUCUAUGUCUUCACCUAUAAAAUUGUACCAACCAAUGGGGGGCUGUGUCUCAUUGGUCUAGGCAGACGAUUUCACGGAUUCGAACUCUGCUCCAUCUACUGACAUCUCGAUAACCAGGUAGUAUCACCACUACUUAUACAAUUGAUGUGAUUCAUUGCCUACUGCAUGAACGCGCACGUACAUGUUGAGUGCAUUUCGAUUCGUUUCGGUCUCGCCUAUCGAUCGUUGAAUAAAAUGUAGGUAGUUUACUUAUGAUAACAGAAUUUAAUUUUCGUAUACGGACUUUUCUUUACCAAUUUAGGAGUAAUCUGCCGAAAAGAUGAUGGAGAAGUCAUUUUAUGCAGAAAAGACAGAAAAACGUCUUUAUUUAUUGAUUUUAGGAAUCAGCCUGGUGCUUUUUUUAAUCAUGCUUGUCUAUCUGAACUAUUUACCUGCCUUAUACAAAGCCUACUGAUCAUCUUUUCAUUGGGCAUAUUUAAAAAUAUAUUCACCGACACUUUUCAUGUUAUUCAUCGACUAGAUUUUUUCUACGAACACAUUUAGGUUGUCAUCUGAACCGUCACUUGCUAUAGUGCCUUUCGAUCCAGAUCGUUUCAAGAGUUUACUCCCUUCCGAUUCUACAAAUCAGUCAUCUCAAGAAAACUCUGAGAUUUCAGUACUACCAAGCGGUCAACUAAUUUAUUCCCCUGAUAUCUUCUCCUCUUCCACUUCCGCAAUAGACCAUCCUGUAUUCAUGGAAAUUGAUUCAGAAUUCCCAGGAUAAAAAUGAAACCUAGUUUCUAAAUGAAUGAUGAAGAACUUACAAUUGUACAUUAUUACCAUACCACUGGUUUACCUUAAAGGAAUAUGGCGUUAGAUGUGAAAUUUUCACUGCAUAUAAAUAAUAAUUUUUACUUGUAUAUAUACGUAAGUCAAAUUUUCGAAAGAUCUUAACUCAUAUAUAUUUGUCAAACCUAUUAACAAUCCAUACAAGUGAUUAGGUUAGGCGGUGAUUAUGCUAAAGUAUAACGCAAGUAUUAAUGCAUAACUUUCUUCACUGAUUGAUAUCAGCUAUGCGUUGUAGCUAGUGUCAUUGCAUUUCCAGUGUUUUGUGAUAAACCUUGGAUUACAUCAUGUUUUUAAGUAGUUUACAUUGAUGAAAACAAUCAUCAUAAUUGGUGGAUUAUCUGUUUAGUGGAGCUCUAUGACUCACUGGUCUAGGCAGUUGACUUUCAAUCAGUAGGUUAUGGGUUUGAAUACCACUCCACCUACUGAGGUUUAAGCAACCAGGUAGUAUUAUUAUCCCUCAUACAAUAGGUGUGGCUCAUCCAUCGCCUACUGAACGAAUGUGGACAAGGUUGCUGAGUACAUUUCUGCUUUUUCGAUUAUCUGUUCGAACAAAGUAGCAAAAAGUAUGAAUUAUGUUCAUUGGUAAGAGACUUUUAGCACUCUUCAGCAAUGGCGUUUCCUUUAACCUCAAUGGGAUUGAUGUCCUCUGAGAGAUUCGAACCUGCGUCACCUAGUGAUUAUUUGGGUCGUGACUGACAUUUUCAAUGAGACAUCCAUAUUGAUCAACUAUCCGAGUGAGGGUAGGUCAAUCAAUUAAUAAGUAUCAUCAGUAUCAAUUUCAAAAAAAUCCUCAUUCACAGCAUUCGCAAACAGAUUUUUGUAACUAAAUCUUAUUAUUUAAAUGAGCAUCAAAGGAGAUGUGUCGUUAUAUGCACACAGACUAUUAAUUUCAUUAUAAAGGUAUGUAUAUUACAUUGAUGAGAGUCAAUUGACAGAAAACGCUGUUUUACACAUACUUCAUGCUAUUCGGCGUUCACCAAUAUUAAAUGUCUGAGACUUUAAGGAAAUUUGUUUCCACUUGGAAGUUGGAACCUGCAUCCGCGCACUUAGUGGGGUUGUGUCUAGUCCAUACAACCCUAGAAUUGACCACUUGUUGAUAUGUUCAAAAACGGGUUACUGCAUAGUAACCGAUAUAACUGCAAACUUGUAAGUGCUAAUUGAAGUUUAUCGAUUUAAUUUGUUGUCACCACAAUGAAUUACAUGACAUUACUGUUAGCUAUGUUCCGUGUUACUUCUAACUGGAGCCCAAAUACACACUUUUUGAUGUUUCGUGUUUUGGAUAGAACGAAAAAACCUAAUAGCAAUUUCAUUGAUAGCUACUUCCUGAUAACUAUGGUCGCUGUGAAAGCUACAGAGAGGUUCUCACUCGAAGAAAUAUCUUAGGCAUUGUAUAACCCAAAGAGUUAAUAGUUCCUAGGAAACUACUCAUAUUGUUAACUAGCUUUUGGUAGCUAGAUUGUAGUUAACAGUGAAUGACAACUUUAUCAAUUUCUACUUAGCAUUUGAGCGAUGUACUGAUAUAUUGAUUCCAACCACGGAACCGAACUGUUCACAACACAGUCAUAUGAUAUUCACUUUGCUUUGAUCUAGCUAGGCAGCACUAUUUAUUUAUAAGUGAUUUACAACUGCUCAAGGAGGCUAGUUGGAUUUGUCAUGAUGUGUGAUACACUGCCAAAAGUGUAUCCAUUUCUUUGACUCCUAUUGUAUUUCUCGCUUUGUUUUUUUACAUUACAGUAUAACAUGUUGUUGGCUGGCUAACUUCAUCGAGAUACCAAUCCUAUAGAGUACUUGAGCGUACCGUAAAACAAAUUGGCUUCAACAAGUGCCUCCGUUACUGUCUUACUUACUCAUAUAACAGACUCUUUACAGUAUCCAGUAUAUUUUAUAUUUUUUUCAUUUUCUCCAUAUUAGCACAUUGGAUGUUUUUGUAUUUUCUUGAAAGGUCAAGAGAACGUGUCUAUUUAACAUACAAAGUUUGUCUACAGUAAUUAUUUCUGCUUUUUUCUUCAGUUAUUCUGAUUUGGAAUUUCUGAAGGUUUUCUGAAUAAAACCAUUUGUGCAUAACAACUGGGAGUUCAGAUUUAUUCGAUCAUAUUUUUCCAGGAAACACUGAAUGCUAAGAAGAUUCGGUGAAACUGUUUUUAUAAAUAUACUCAUUGAAUCAGUUC
This is a messenger RNA of Heterobilharzia americana, 4271 nucleotides long. NCBI's taxonomy places the organism in Eukaryota, Metazoa, Platyhelminthes, Trematoda, Strigeidida, Schistosomatidae. The record is from the annotation of a GenBank genome assembly.